This is a messenger RNA of Lecanosticta acicola, 956 nucleotides long. NCBI's taxonomy places the organism in Eukaryota, Fungi, Ascomycota, Dothideomycetes, Mycosphaerellales, Mycosphaerellaceae. The record is from the annotation of a GenBank genome assembly.
AUGGACUCAUUCGGUGCUGGCGCUGCCACCGGUGGCCGCGCGUGCUACAACUGUGAGUGAGCACUCCUGCUCCCCACCAUCAUAUUCCUUCAUUUGCAGCCUGAAUCACGUUGCAUCCCCCGAUGGCAGCUUUCACGUCGUAUUGAUUGAUCAUCAAUUCCUCAAAUUUGCGAUUUCGGCUUGGGCUCGCGCGCCAAGACAUGAAAUCUCAGCUGCUAAUCCGAGCACAGGUGGCGAUGCGAGCCAUCAGGCGAAAGAUUGCCCACAGAAGGGCACUCCGGUUGGUACUUCGUGAUUCGUGACGCGACCGAAACCAUCGCUAAUAGGUACGCAGACAUGUUACAACUGCGGCGGCCAGGGUCAUCUCUCUCGCGAAUGCACUGAGCCACCCAAGGAGAAGGUAUACAUCGUCUUCCAGCAUGCUGGCCAGGCUCAACGUGCUAAUUGAUGCUCAGUCGUGCUACUCUUGCGGCGAGGUGGGACACAUGUCUCGCGAGUGCCCAAGCGGUGGCUCUUCUGCCCGUGGCGGCUUCGGCGGUGGUGCCUCCGGUGGCCAGGAGUGCUACAAGGUUCGUCCUACUGUUCGCAGCUUAUUUGAUGCUUGCUAAAUUCCUCUAGUGCGGCAAGGUCGGCCACAUUGCCCGCAACUGCACCCAGGGCGGAUAUGGCGGCGGAUCGUACGGCGGAGGGUUUGGUGGCGGCUUCGGCGGUGGUCGCAGCCAGCAGAGCUGCUACACCUGCGGCGGCUACGGCCACAUGAGCCGCGAUUGCAACCAGGGCCAGAAGUGCUACAACUGUGAGUCGUACCCUCCACCUUUGAAGCCUUCAGCUAACAUUUCCCAGGCGGCGAGGUUGGCCAUCUCUCGCGCGAGUGCCCAUCUGAGACCAGCUCCGAGCGUGUGUGCUACCGCUGCAAGCAGCCCGGUCAUGUUCAGGCCAUGUGCCCGAACGCUUAA